This is a messenger RNA of Propithecus coquereli (Coquerel's sifaka), 2124 nucleotides long. RefSeq names its product wingless-type MMTV integration site family, member 8B (gene WNT8B). Bases 106 to 1179 code for a protein of 357 amino acids. Lineage: Eukaryota; Metazoa; Chordata; Mammalia; Primates; Indriidae. Gene Ontology annotation, molecular function: cytokine activity; frizzled binding. The transcript is spliced from 6 exons. Gene Ontology annotation, biological process: multicellular organism development; neuron differentiation; cell fate commitment. Gene Ontology annotation, cellular component: extracellular region. The record is from RefSeq and is a predicted model, not a curated record.
CGCUUACACACCAAGGAAGUUGGGCUUUGAGAAUUCCAUCCCACUACCUCUGAGGAGAAUCCUUCCCAUCUUGCUUCUCUAUCUCCCUAUUUUUUAGAAUUUUCUAUGUCACUCCAGAGGAUUAUGUUUCUUAUGAAGCCUUCUGUGUGCAUCUUUCUUUUCACCUGUGUCCUCCAACUCAGCCGUACCUGGUCAGUGAACAAUUUCCUGAUGACUGGUCCAAAGGCUUACCUGAUCUACUCCAGCAGUGUGGCAGCUGGCGCUCAGAGUGGUAUUGAAGAAUGCAAAUAUCAGUUUGCCUGGGACCGCUGGAACUGCCCUGAGAGAGCCCUGCAGCUGUCCAGCCAUGGCGGGCUUCGCAGUGCGAAUCGGGAGACAGCAUUUGUACAUGCCAUCAGUUCUGCUGGAGUCAUGUACACCCUGACUAGAAACUGCAGCCUUGGGGAUUUUGAUAACUGUGGCUGUGAUGACUCCCGCAAUGGGCAGCUGGGGGGCCAAGGCUGGCUAUGGGGAGGCUGCAGUGACAACGUGGGCUUCGGAGAGGCAAUUUCCAAGCAGUUCGUCGAUGCUCUGGAAACAGGACAGGAUGCACGGGCAGCCAUGAACCUGCACAAUAACGAGGCUGGCCGCAAGGCGGUGAAGGGCACCAUGAAACGCACGUGCAAGUGCCACGGCGUGUCUGGCAGCUGCACCACGCAGACCUGCUGGCUGCAGCUGCCCGAGUUCCGCGAGGUGGGCGCGCACCUGAAGGAAAAAUACCACGCAGCACUCAAGGUGGACCUGCUGCAGGGUGUGGGCAACAGCGCGGCGGGCCGCGGCGCCAUCGCCGACACCUUCCGCUCCAUCUCCACCCGAGAGCUCGUGCACCUGGAGGACUCCCCAGACUACUGCCUGGAGAACAAAACGCUGGGGCUGCUGGGCACCGAGGGCCGAGAGUGCCUGCGGCGCGGACGGGCCCUCGGCCGCUGGGAGCGCCGCAGCUGCCGCCGGCUCUGCGGGGACUGCGGGCUGGCGGUGGAGGAACGCCGUGCCGAGACAGUGUCCAGCUGCAACUGCAAGUUCCACUGGUGCUGCGCUGUUCGCUGCGAGCAGUGCCGCCGGCGGGUCACCAAGUACUUCUGUAGCCGCGCGGAGCGGCCGCGGGGAGGCGCUGCGCACAAACCCGGGAAAAAACCCUAAGGGUCUCCUCUCCUCCCUCCUUUCCCCAUUUGUUCUUGGCUUCUUUUACAGACCCCAGUAAUAGAGGAACCUAGGGAAUGGGGACCCCGCAUUCCCAAGCCCAGGGAUCCUGACAAUGAGAGUCUCUGCAAUCUCUCCAGAGCUUGCCACUUCCAACCUGUUUUCCCCAAUUCCUCUGCGCUCUGUCUGAAUCUUCCUCACAGCCACACUUAGGUCUGAGAACUCUGUUCUAAGAUUCUGUGCUAUUGGCCUUCCUUGGACUAGAAUGAAAAUAGGUGUUCCUCCUUCCCCCUCCUAGGUGUCCUAAAGCCUGACCUUAGCCUAUCAAGCCUUAGGAACUGGAAGAACACUUCUCAGACAGGAGGGCCCAGAUAAAGCCAUACUUUUCUCCUUUGCCUAUUGUCUGCUACCAGGUCUCGCCAUAGCUGCCUCUCUCUUUUGCAGAGCUCCUCUUGUGUUUCUGAUUCCCUGCUAACUGUUGACAUAGACUCUCCAGGAAUCUCUAAUGCUUUCUCUUUCUUCUCCCUCUCCCUUCUUUCCCUGAAGAGAAACUAAGAAAACUGGCCUGGGAAAAAGCAUGUUUUAGGGGUUUAUUCCUAGAGGCAGAGGUUGAAGAUGGAAAGAGGGACCCCUGGAGUGCUGACUUGCUGAAUACCAAGGGUGCUACUCAUCCUUGUGAUACCACAUUACUAAUGGGUUUUACCAGUGGGGCAAUGACCUUCACAGACAAUCACCCAAGGCACUCCAGACACAAUCCUGAAGGCCUAGGAACUAUGUAAAGGCAGAUUGUCAUUUCCUACCCUUUAAAGUUUUACCUGCUCCCUGGCUCCUAACCUAUUUCCUCCUAGCAACCAACUUUACCUCUUCUCCUUCCCCAAAGGCUCUUUGUUCCUCUGAGCCUAGACUGAGGUAAAUAAAGCCAAUUUCCCAUUCAGAUCCUGGUCU